Messenger RNA from Aureobasidium namibiae CBS 147.97, 1047 nucleotides. RefSeq names its product putative cation diffusion facilitator family metal ion transporter. The transcript is spliced from 8 exons. The record is from RefSeq and is a predicted model, not a curated record. The coding region runs from base 1 to 1047 and encodes 348 amino acids. Gene Ontology annotation, biological process: zinc ion transmembrane transport; intracellular zinc ion homeostasis. Gene Ontology annotation, molecular function: zinc ion transmembrane transporter activity. Gene Ontology annotation, cellular component: membrane. NCBI's taxonomy places the organism in Eukaryota, Fungi, Ascomycota, Dothideomycetes, Dothideales, Saccotheciaceae.
AUGGCUCGUAGCAAUUCAUCUACUUCGACGAGAUUGAUCAUCGUCAUCGUCUUGUCUUCUGCCUUCUUUGUUGCAGAGCUUGUUGUUGGUUUCCGUACCAAAUCACUGGCUCUGAUUGCUGAUGCUUUCCAUUAUCUGAAUGAUCUGAUCGCAUUCUGCGUUGCUCUAGUCGCUGCAAAGCUAUCCGAGCGCAAGAAUGCCCCUGCAAGCCUCGCUUUCGGUUGGGGGAGAGCCAAAGUCCUUGGUGCUUUCUUCAACGGCUCUUUUCUUAUCGCUCUAGGUCUGAGCAUUUUUCUACAGGCCAUUGAAAGAUUCAUAAAUAUCGAAGUCAUCGACCAACCACUCAACGUUCUCAUAAUGGGUUGUAUUGGACUUCUGCUCAAUGUGAUAUGCAUCUUGACGGUUCAUGCAGACCACGGCCACCACCAUCACGGUUCCAACAAGGAACCAAAAGCAGGCACUCCAGUUCUCGAGAUGUCGGAUCUUGCGAGUCAUGAGAAUCCGUCGAAAAAACAUGCGCAUGGCGAUUUGGGAGUCAAUGCUAUCGUCAUCCAUAUCCUUGGAGAUGUGCUGAACAAUCUUGGGGUCAUCGCUGCAGCUCUCGUCAUGAUGCUUGUACAAUCGCCGAACAGAUUCUACGCCGAUCCUGCUGUGUCGAUGGGCAUAGCGAUUAUGAUCGCAAGCAGCGCCCUCCCUCUCACUUUUCGAAGCGGUCACAUUCUGCUUGGAAGCACACCACCCAGCGCCCAGAGCGGAGCCGUGAUGCGUGAGUUGAGCAAGAUACCAGGAGUCGUGUCGGUGCACGACCUCUGUGUCUGGCAAUUGAGUCAAGAAGAAUCGAUUGCAUCGGCACACAUCGUCAUGUCGCCCAUGACUAGCCAAGAGAUGUUGUCGGGAAGUAGCACAGAAAUAGAGGAGCUGGUACGAGCCGAGCAGCCAAAAGAGACGCAGAACGGACGGCUUGCUCGCCUUGGUCGGUGCUUGCAUGAAUUCGGGAUCCAAAGAGUGACUCUGCAGAUUGAGGACGAUCCAGCAAAGACCAAGUAG